CUUCUUCAUAGAACCAGGAGGCUAGGGCUCAAACAGUGGGAGAAGUUUUGUUUGCCCUGAACCAUGGAUUACCAACAGAAACUGGCUGAAAAACUCACUAUCCUCAAUGAGAGAGGAAACGGGGUUUUAAUACGGUUGAACUACAUUAAAAAGUGUUGUGCAGACCCCAAGCUGCGUCCAGGAUUCCUCACUGAAAAAGCGAUGGAACCUGCAAUCAAAUAUAUCAAUAAGAAAUUUCCUAAUAUUGACUUCAGAGGAAGCAUUCAAAACCUGACCAGCAUCCAGCGUCAGAAAUCUGAGGUGCUAACAGCCACAGCGAGCUACUACGACUCCUUCGUGGAUGUCAUAGAGUUCAGGGAUCAUGUUUGUGAACUGCUGAACACAAUUGAUGCCUGUCAGUGCUUCUUUGAUAUUGCUUUCAACUUCGAUUUCACCAAAAACUACUUGGAUCUGAUAACCACCUACGCGUCUGUCUUCAUCAUGCUCAGUCGAAUCGAUGACAAGAAGGCCUUGGUAGGAAUGUUCAACUGUGCUCAUGAGAUGACCAAUGGGAGCAGUGACCCCACGUACCCCCGGCUUGGACAGAUGUUUCUGGAGUACGACCACCCAUGGAAAAAACUAACUGAGGAGUUUGGGCCUCACACCAGGUCUGUGACAGCAGCGUUGCUUUCACUGAAGAUGGUCUACCCUCGCAGGAACCUGCCUGCAGAGCAGUGGAGGAGCGCCCAGCUCCUUAGCCUGCUCAGCACUCCAGCUUCCAUGCUGGACCCAGCCUGUUGCGAAACUAUGGCCUGUGAAUACCUGUCUAUGGACAUAAUGGAGCGCUGGAUCGUCAUUGGCUUCCUGCUGUGCCACAACAGUCUCAAUACAAACCAGGCUUCCCAGGAGCUUUGGAAGAUGGCUCUGCGGAGCGGCCUCUACCUCAACCUCACCAGAGAUGAAGUCCUCAACAUACACAAAGUCUCUGAGGACCUCUUUGAUGGCAUAAAAGGAUACAGCAAGCGCAUUGCAGACAUCAAGGAGUGUCGUGAAUACGUUCUGGCCAACUGUGGAGCUAUACACAGAGAGAGGAGGCAUUUUCUGCGAGUAGCGCUGAAGGAAUUAUUCAAAGUUCUGGAAGAUGAACCUGGACUUCUUGGACCAAAGGCCCUAUUUGUCAUGAUGGCUUUGUCAUUUUCCCGUGACGAGGUCCUGUGGCUUGUCAGACACUCAGAGAACAUGCCAAAGAUGAAGACUCUAGACGACUACAACGACAAUCAGAUGGCUGAGCUGCUGUUUCAUAUGGAGAAGUUAAGGGGACUGAUGAGAAAGUACAACCAUGUGGUCCAGCGCUACCAUGUUCAGUACUUGGCACAGUUUGAUGCCUUGCUUCUCAAUGACACCAUACAGAACAUAUAUGUUUGUCCAGAGGAGGAGUCCGUUCUGAUGAGCUCGUUUGUUUCAACCCUUUCUGCUCUUUCUGUUAAACAAGUGGAAAACAAAGAGGAGUUUGAUCUCAGAGGAAUAAGAAUGGAUUGGCUAAGACUUCAGGCCUAUACGAGUGUAAAUAAGGCACCUCUUCCACUCAAAGACUAUCCUGACUUGGCUAAAGUGAUGAACAUGAUCCAGUUUCACACCAGGAUGGUGGACAAUGUGGAAGAAAUGCUCUAUGAGACAUCUGAGCUCUCCAUAUUCUGCUUCUACCCUCGUGUCUUUGAGAAGAUGUUCACCCAGAGCAGCGAGGAGGUGACCAUGAAGCGAUACCUCAUGUCCUUCCCUUUUGUCUGUUCUCACUUCAGUCAGUGUGGACACCCUCUCUGCCCAGAAGAGACGGCGAUACUGGAAAAGCGAAGUCUGCGCCUGUGUGUGACCUUCUUGGAGCAGAUAGCAAAGCAGACGGGCAGUGUUGUGCUGGAGAUAUGUGCUGAGCAGCGCAAUCUCAGUGACCAGUUGUUGCCUAAGCACUGUGCUGAAUCCAUCAGCGCUGCUCGCUACAGAAAGCAGAAGAAACCUAUGCCAAAGAAAGGAGAGGUCCAAAAAGAGAAACCAGGCGCUGAGAGCCUGAGAAAAGACCGGACAGUGGCCACCAACGUGGACAAGAUGCACAUGAUGCUGACAGAGCUCUGCUCCUCCUACAGUCUCGGCAACGACUUUAUGGUCUUUGAACAUGUUGUCGUUCCAGCAGAGUUCCUCGUUUCCCAGCUGGAGAUUCGUCUGACGGAAAUCAUCAUCAAGAUGACCAAUUACAACCAGACCACCCAGGAGAUAACACGUCCCUCUGACCUGCUGGCAGGGAUAAGGUCCUACACGGCCAGCAUGCACUGCCUCUCCAGCUACAUCAACGUGGACGUCACUCGGCUGGUGAAGAGCGUGCUGCUGCAGCAGACACAGCCGCUGGACUCCCACGGAGGGGCGACGCUCACACACUACUACACAACCUGGUAUCUGGAGGCUCUUUUACGUCAAGCAAGCAGUUCCCUGAUUGUCCACUGUCCUACGAUGCAGUGCUUUGUCAGCCAGAGUCCUGAAAACGAACUAAGCUUCAGAGCAGAGGAAUUCUCAGAUGUAUUAGAGCUACAGGCCCUGGCAGAACUGAUCGGUCCAUAUGGCUUGAAGUUUCUGGGGGAGAACCUGAUGUGGCACAUAACAUCUCAAGUCAGCGAGCUGAAGAAAAUGGUGAUUGAGAACAUGGACAUCCUGGUACAGAUGAAAAACAACUUUGACAAGCCUGAGGAAAUGGUCAAUCUAAAAAAGAGGCUGACAGGUGGAGAGAAUGUCCUGAAACGGAUGACCAUCAUCGGCGUGAUCCUGUCAUUCAGAUCCAUGGCCAUGGACUGUCUGAAAGAUAUCCUGCGAAAACAUUGUCCAUUCCUGAUGGCACCCAUCGAAUGUCUGAAGGACUUCAUCUCCCCCGAAACUGACAUCAAGAUGACUAUGAGUGUUUUUGAGCUGGCUUCUGCAGCAGGACUGAAAUGUGAUAUAGACCCUGCUCUUGUUGCGGCUAUCAGCAACAUGCAAACAGAUAACAGUUCGGUGGAAGAAGAGUUCAAGCUCUCUCGUUUGUUACUGGUCUACGUCGCAGUGUCACUGCCGACCCUCGCGCUGGACCCCAACUCCCUGUACAGCCGAGAACACGGAGGUCACAACAACAACAUCCACUGUUUAGCUGCAGCGAUCAAUCAGCUGGCUGCUGCCAUGUUCACCGUCCAGAACAAAAACAUCGAGCAGCAGCUCAAAGAGUUCCUCCUGCUGGCUUCCUCCACUUUGCUUCAGCUGGGACAAAACUUUGAACGGGUGGAAGUCAAAAACCGAGAGUCCAUCUACCUGCUCCUGCACAUGAUUGUGGAGGAAUCUCCGUUCCUGAGCCAAGACAUGCUGGAAAGCUGCUUCCCGUACGUCCUCCUCCGAAACGCCUACAGGGAGGUGCACAAGGCUUUCAUCCUUACUUUGGCCUGAAGACUUUUUCUCUAGAUUUUUUUUUUUUUGACCCAAAAAGCAUUUCAAUGCAGACAUGUUCUGUUUGCAUUUCUCUUCUGCUUUCACCCAUGUGUCCCCUGUUGUUAAUCAGGACUUAGACUUUUAACCUGUCGAUUGCUGAGAGAGAGCACAUUUUAUUUACUUACAUGUAUUCUCAUUUUAUUCUGUUAAUACAGGCAUGUGCAAUUUAACUUUCUUUCAUAUAGAAUAAAAAUACAACUGCUUUACGGUCUCUAUUUUUAUAAUUAGUACAAACAACAAGUCAGGUAUGUUCUUGUUGUGUAUAUGAGAAACAUUUACACUUUUGACAUUAGCACUCCAAACACAUUGUAAUGUCUUCUGACUGUGAAUAAAGUGAAUCAGGAAAGUUCCA
Messenger RNA from Fundulus heteroclitus (mummichog), 3829 nucleotides. RefSeq names its product NCK associated protein 1 like (gene nckap1l). Gene Ontology annotation, biological process: neuron projection morphogenesis; cell morphogenesis; cell projection assembly. The transcript has 31 exons. Gene Ontology annotation, cellular component: SCAR complex. The record is from RefSeq and is a predicted model, not a curated record. Lineage: Eukaryota; Metazoa; Chordata; Actinopteri; Cyprinodontiformes; Fundulidae. Bases 64 to 3435 code for a protein of 1123 amino acids.